Molecule: messenger RNA, 429 nt
Organism: Vanrija pseudolonga
Lineage: Eukaryota; Fungi; Basidiomycota; Tremellomycetes; Trichosporonales; Trichosporonaceae
Exons: 2
Coding region: 1-429 (142 amino acids)
Source: RefSeq, a predicted model, not a curated record
AUGCUUGUCGCUGCCUAUCCCUUACCGACUAUCCUCCCUCUUCAGGCUCUACCUCCCCGAGCCAUACCACUAGAGAGAGGACCUUUGCCACGCAAAGGCAUGGACACUGGGUAUGGCGGCAUCGAUAGCCAGACACCCCCAGAGGUUCCAAUUCCUCGACAACACCCUCAAGACCCUCGUUCACACCCCCACACCACCCUGCACCAUCCAACCCCCCUCCCCAUCCAGCUGUUCAUUUCGCUCUGCUCUUUUUACAUUUUCUUCUGCAGCUCGGCUACUCGCUCGCUCAGCCACUUGUCUAUCCUCCUCCUCGCCCCUCCUCCCCUCCUCCUACCUCCUCCAGCUUCACCCACGACCGCCUCAACCAUCCCGCGAACCCAGCACUCUCCGCCGCAUGCCACGCCCGGAGACUGUGGGCUAGCCCCGUGA